UUCUUAAGAGUGACGUAAGUAGAUAUUUACUUACAUAUGUAGAUACCUAUCUGCAAUAAACAUACCUACGUGAAAUUUGUCGUUCAAGUGCUUAUUUCAUUCUAUCGAGAGUUGAGAAAAAAAAAUUUACAUUACUGAUUAUUUAAAAUGGCUUCAAAACAAUAUGAAUACUGCACGAAAACUCAACUAGUUGAAAUUCUGGCUGAUUUAGACGCUACCGAGGAAUCCAUCAAGAAUGGUAUUCAAUGUCUGAAGGAAUGGAUGAGAAAACAACCUCACUUGCCAGUGAUAGAAGAUGAUGAAUGGCUGUUUAAUUUUUUAUUAAAGAGCAAAAACAGUCUGGAAAUUGCUAAGAAAAAGAUUGAAGAAUAUUUCACAAUAAAAACCUUGAUGCCGGAAAUUUUUCAAGAUCGUGACCCGUGCUCUGAAACAAUUAUGAAUGCAAGUCGACAAGGGUGCUACAUUCCAACUUUGAAAUUAACUCCGGAUGGAUAUCGUGUUAUAAUAUUUCAAAUAUUUGACAAUUCAGAGAACAGUUUUUCGGAUGCAGAAAGUAUUCUGAAACUUGUACAAAUCAUGAUCGACCAUAGUCUGAAGGUUGAUAAAAUUCGUGGAACGAUUUUUAUUCAUGAUUUACAAAAUGCUUCUUUAAAUGUCAUAGCUAAGAUGCUGCCUCAAAUAAGAAAUCUAGUUUCUUUAACUUUGAAAGCUAACCCGGGUCGUUUUCAAAAGGUUUACUUGCUGCAUAUGAAACCAGCUCUGGAACCCAUUAUUAGCUUCACUAAAUCGUUGAUGAAAAAAAAGUUAGGCGAAAGAUGGGUAAUAUGGAAAGAUGAUCCAAAAAAAUUAGCCACCGUUCUACCAAAAGAAGUAUUACCAGCAAUUUAUGGAGGAGAGUUAGAAUUAACCAUGGAAGAGUUGAGAGAUAUUUGGUUCGAGGAAGUGAAAAAAUGUCGAGAUUGGUUCAUUUCCGAUGAAAAGAACAAAGCUGAUUUGAGUAAAAAACCUGCUGAUGAUUUAUAUGAAAACGACGCAGCUGCUAUUAAUUACGGAAUAAAUGGCUCAUUUCGUAAAAUCUGCGUGGAUUGAUUACAUAAGUAGGUAUAAUAUUAUUGGUAAAUGUUUGUACAGGCUUUUUGGGCCUAAAUUUCAAUAAAAAUCGUGUGUAUUUUCAA
Planococcus citri (citrus mealybug) is the source of this 1175-nucleotide messenger RNA. Its product is annotated as alpha-tocopherol transfer protein-like. Gene Ontology annotation, cellular component: membrane. The record is from RefSeq and is a predicted model, not a curated record. Lineage: Eukaryota; Metazoa; Arthropoda; Insecta; Hemiptera; Pseudococcidae. Bases 148 to 1089 code for a protein of 313 amino acids. The transcript is spliced from 6 exons. Gene Ontology annotation, molecular function: phosphatidylinositol bisphosphate binding.